GUAGCCUAUUGGAGCUUGGCCGGUUGGAUGUAGAUUCGCUUUCAUUGGCAGUCCUAAAACAACUGUUAUAUGUCUUCCUGUAGUGUAUGCUGACGUUAGCUUAUUCUGUGUAGUGAGUCCCUAGAUCACACCACACUACUAAUAUAGAUAUUGAUGGGAUCUUAAUUGUUCGUUUAAUCAUUUAAUAGAGGUGUAGGUGUGGAAGACGGAAAGGGAGAGAGGAGGGUCACACACGUAUCUGAUUACUUUUCUCAUAGAGCUAGACUCACUUCAGGUGCACGGGCGUACAGCACGGGGUAACUUGAGUGGCUAUUAUGAGACUAUGGAAAGCCAUAGUGCCUUCACGUCGUAGCCUACUCUAUGUGCAAGUCUUCCACAAGCAGAGGGAGCUACUGCGUUCUCCUCGCGCCUCCUUUCGCCACCGGGGAGCCGUCUUUGCGCACACAUCCUUGUUUUUGCGUUUCAAUCACUGAAGGAAAAAUAACAAGUAACCUUAGUUCAGUUCAACGUUAAAUACCUGACAGACGAGCUUCAGCUACAGUCUGAUCGCAGAACAUAGACUGUCAAGUGUUUAAACCAGAGAAUAGAAGCGAAAGUGCCUGGCUGUGUUGAAACCGAAGACUUCGUGUAUUGCCGCAGCUGUGCGACUGUGUGUGCAGUUGGUAAAGCGUUGGUAAAGCGAUAGUAGCCUGUCCGUGAUGGACUGGAGCGCGUUUCAUCGCCACGGCAUUACGGAUCAGGUAUUCGGUUUGUAAGAAGAGCGAUGGAAUGGUGGUGCAAGUUAAUGCGUUCAGUGUCCACGGCCUGAAGAGAAACAACACAAUGGAGAUUCAUCCAAUAUGCACCAAGUUAUGUGCACACAAACCCCAGGAGCUGAAGGAUGACAUCUCCGAGAAACAGUGCCCUAUCACCAUAAACCCACGCCACAUGAAGAAAGCCUUUCGUGUCAUGAAUGAACUUCGCAGUCAGAACCUCCUGUGUGAUGUGGUGAUAGUGGCUGAGGACGUGGAGAUCUCCGCUCACAGGGUGGUGCUGGCUGCUGGGAGUCCAUACUUCCAUGCCAUGUUCACAGGGGAGAUGAGUGAGAGCAAACAGAAGCGAGUGCGCAUUAAGGAGAUGGAUGGCUGGACCUUGGGCAUGCUCAUAGACUAUGUUUACACCGCUGAGAUUCAGGUCACGGAGGAGAAUGUACAGGUGUUGUUGCCAGCUGCCGGGCUGCUGCAGUUGUCUGAUGUUAAGAAGGCGUGCUGUGAGUUCUUGAGCUCUCAGCUCCACCCGACCAACUGCCUGGGCAUCAGGGCCUUUGCUGACCUACAUGCCUGCACCGAUCUGCUCACACAGGCCAACACAUAUGCUGAACAGCAUUUCUCUGAGGUAGUUCAUUGUGAGGAGUUUCUCAAUCUGGGGAUGGAUCAGGUGUGCAGUCUCAUUGCCAGUGACAAACUCACCAUUCCCUCUGAAGAGAAGGUGUUUGAGGCAGUCAUAGCUUGGGUUACUCAUGAUAAGGACGUUCGGCAGGAACACAUGGCUCAUCUGAUGGAACAUGUUCGGCUGCCCCUGCUCUCUAAAGAGUACCUGGUGCAGAGAGUGGAGGAGGAGAGCCUUGUGAAGAACAGCAGCGCAUGUAAAGACUACCUGAUUGAGGCCAUGAAGUAUCACCUGCUGCCAGCAGACCAGAGGUCCAUGAUGAAGACCAUCAGAACCCGCAUGAGGACUCCUGUCAGCUACCCCAAGGUGAUGGUCGUGGUGGGAGGCCAGGCUCCUAAAGCCAUCCGCAGUGUGGAAUGUUAUGACUUUGAAGAGGAUCGCUGGUACCAGGUGGCUGAGCUUCCAUCCAGAAGAUGUAGAGCAGGGGUGGUAUAUAUGGGGGGUAUGGUGUAUGCAGUGGGGGGCUUUAAUGGCUCUCUGCGGGUGCGCACUGUGGACUCGUAUGACCCAGUGAAGGAUGAGUGGUGCUGUGUCAGCAGCAUGCAGGACCGCCGCUCAACACUGGGGGCAGCAGUACUCAACGGGCUACUGUAUGCUGUUGGGGGUUUCGAUGGAAGCUCAGGUCUGGCUACGAUUGAGGCCUAUAACGCUAAAGCCAAUGAGUGGUUCCACAUCCAGCCCAUGAACACACGCAGGAGCAGUGUUGGUGUGGGAGUGGUUGGAGGAAUCCUGUAUGCUAUUGGAGGUUAUGAUGGAGCAACACGCCAGUGCCUAAGUACUGUAGAGGCCUACAACCCAAACACUAAUGAGUGGACCUACAUAGCAGAGAUGGGGACCCGCCGCAGUGGUGCAGGUGUGGCUGUGUUGAAGGGCUUGCUGUAUGCAGUCGGCGGACAUGAUGGGCCACUGGUGCGUAAGAGCUGUGAGAUGUACGACUCGGUCAGCAACACCUGGAAACAGGUGGCAGACAUGAACAUGUGCCGCAGGAAUGCAGGUGUGUGCGCGGUCAAUAAUGUGCUGUACGUGGUGGGAGGGGACGACGGCUCGUGUAAUCUGGCCUCGGUGGAGUUCUACAACCCCAGCACUGAUAAGUGGACCCUGCUGCCCACCUGCAUGAGCACGGGACGCAGCUACGCUGGUGUGUCGGUGAUCGAUAAGCCAUUGUGAAGUAGCUGACGUCUGCUGCUGGUACUGUACUCACUCAGUUUGACUCAGUUUGGCUGAGGCUCACUUGGAGGCUGUAACUUCUUCCGGGAGCUGCCUCAACAGAGGACUGUGCAGAGAUGAUUGCUCUCUCGCUCUCUCGCUCUCUUUCUCUCUCUUCCUCUCUCUCCCCCUCCCCUUCUGUCUUACUCUUUCCCUAAUUCUCAAUAUCUCCCUCUGUCCUCAUGUUUUUCUUUUCAUCGUGUAAAUCACAUUUCCUCCUCAUCUCUUCCUUUCACCUUUUACCUCUCUCUUUAUUUCCUAUUUAUUUUGGCUUCCUCUCUGUUCCCCUAUCUCUUUCAUUUCUUUCUCUCUAUAUCUGUUCUGGGAGUGUUGAUGAGGAUUAUUGCACUUAGCAGGCGGAGCACUGAAGAAGGAGUUCUGACAGAACUCCGGUUGGUUGUUGAACAUAUUCCUAACUGCAGUUGAACUGUCACCUGAACACACUGAGCCUCAAGACCGUAGAGAGACCUUAGUCUGUGGUCUUUGGUCAUCUUUUUUUUGUGCAGGAUCGAUGGACGCGAAGAUCAUUUUACUCAACGCUGAUAUGCUUUGCGUGUGUAAUAUAACGUGUAAUCGAGCCGGAUAACAUUUGCACCAGUCAGAUUCUGUAUUUAACUGACACGGCCGUUGUCUGCUUUGGCAGAAAACCACUGGACACUGACGUGUAAAUGAUGUAACAUUUCUGUGUUGCUGUUCUUUUUGCCUCCGAGUAAAUAACCACUAGUGAAGGGGAAUGAAACGAGCCAGCACAUUUCAAGAGUUCGUUUGCCAAACUGACUUUGGUAGCAGGUCUUAAUGCAGAAUAUUGCAGCCGCUGCUCUGUUAGCUUCUUAUGAUUAUGCCAUUGUUCCCUUCCAACCUGUGCCUGUACAGACGCUCCAUUGGUGUGUUUUAAAAAUGCGAAUGUGUUUUGAGCAUGCGGUAAACUGUGCCAUACCUCCGGUUGCCCUGCAUAGGAGAUGCAUCUGCAUGGCCCUACACUGUGUGUUUGUGUACUUUCAUUCCUACUUGUUUUAAUGCUGCUGUAAAAUCAGUGAAAUUAUGAAUGUGAUGUGAAGUAUAUGCCACCUCUGCUGAAAAUGACCAAACCUCUAUUAAUGUCCUUUCUUCCUUUCUUUCUUGUCUAACUAUCUAUUUAUCUACUAUUGUUUUGUAUUUUUAAUGAUAAAUUGUUAUGAUAAGAUAACUUGCAGUUCUAUGUCUGUGUAUAAAGGAAUGUUUGUGUUUUGCUUUUUGAAUUGUUUCAUAACUUGUUUUUCUUUUUAAAAUAAUAUAAUAAAUACGCUUCUGGUAAACAAAUCUCAUCUCUGUGUGAGUGAAAUCUGAAUAAUUGUGUGAACGCCGUCUUGGGUUACUUCUAAAAGCAAAGAUACUUUAAUGGACCAAAUGAUUCAACCAAAUCCAUUGCAAGACUUUUUAGUGCCAUAGUGUCCAACUAUGCCUACUGCGUUCGUGCGCUAG
Molecule: messenger RNA, 4095 nt
Organism: Clupea harengus (Atlantic herring)
Lineage: Eukaryota; Metazoa; Chordata; Actinopteri; Clupeiformes; Clupeidae
Gene: klhl2
Product: kelch like family member 2
Molecular function (GO): protein binding
Source: RefSeq, a predicted model, not a curated record